AUGUCAUCAACACUUUUCAUCAUAGCCAUUGACUGGGUAAUGCGUCAGACAACAUCAGAUUCUAACAGAGGCAUUAGAUGGAGCAUACACUCAACACUAGAAGAUCUAGACUUCGCCGAUGACAUUGCCAUGCUCUCUCACACGCAUCAGCACAUACAAGAGAAAACCAACAGGCUACAAAAUUAUGCAGGACAAACUGGAUUGAACAUCAAUAUCAAGAAGACAGAAAUCAUGACAUUAAACAUCAGUAGACCAUCACCAGUCAUGUCAGGCGAGCAGGAACUGCCUAAUACCAACACUUUUACAUACCUUGGCAGCGUGGUAAGCACAGAUGAUGGUGCAGAGGCAGAUAUCCAACUAAGACUCUGCAAAGCAAGGACAGCCUUCAAGAACCUACAAACUGUAUGGAGAUCAGGGCAGUACACCAUCCGCACUAAACUCCAUCUUUACAGAAGUUGCAUCCUGCCAAUAUUAUUAUAUGGGUAUGAGUGCUGGAGGAUAACAGAACGUGACCAACAGAAGUUGUCAACCUUCCAUACAAAGAGUUUGAGGAGGAUCUUAAGAAUCUUCUGGCCACAGAAGAUAUCAAAUGAAGACCUUCUCAACAGAUGUCAACAAGAACACAUGGCCAUGAUCAUAACAAAGAGACUAUGGAAAUGGAUAGGCCAUGUCCUUCGCAAAGACCAAGAUAACAUUUCAAGAACAGCCCUGUUUUGGACACCUGAGGGGAAAUGA
Ostrea edulis (European flat oyster) is the source of this 735-nucleotide messenger RNA. RefSeq lists its product as uncharacterized. Bases 1 to 735 code for a protein of 244 amino acids. NCBI's taxonomy places the organism in Eukaryota, Metazoa, Mollusca, Bivalvia, Ostreida, Ostreidae. The transcript has a single exon. The record is from RefSeq and is a predicted model, not a curated record.